GUUGGGUGGUGGAGGGCUAAUUAUGGCAUGAAAUUACCAUGUGGGCGAACCCACAUUUUGUGACUUUGUUGCCAUCCACGCGUGGCUGGAGAAUUCAGGCAGAGAGCAAAGAACACCACCUUGGUGAGUGAGAAAUGUCUUGCUACUCCACUUAGACUGCUGAGCAAAGCUGUUACUUUAGUUCCAAUCUCCGUCCACUGUCGGGGGCAUUGAACAAAAGAAGCUUCCUCCCAGGAAGUCCAAGAGCUGAGCGCCCCACCCGGGGCUGCUUCCUGCCAUUGAGACGUCCAGCACACGGUUUCGCCACACUGCCAGCAGCUGCAGUCAUCUACAAAGGGACAUCUCAGAGGCAUGCGGGAUACCAAAUGCUUCCACGGGAAUAUUUUGUGUGAAGACAGCGUAGUGCAGUUGGUAGUGAUAACAUGAUUGGGUACAUUUUGGAUGUAUUUGUAGUGCAAUUAUAGGUACAUUGGCAAUGGCAGUGAAAUGGAAUCUUCAAAAAUGAGCAGUGUCCAAUUUACGCUGCUCACUUUGUACACUUAACUAAAUGGGAAUUUGAUUAUGUUUAUCAACGAAUAAAAUAGACGCACCACAUUUUGAGAACAACGAUUUUUGCAACCACAUCCAUGUAACUAUCGGAUAUCUUAAAUCGAUAUAUUAUUAAUGUAUUAUUCUCGUCUCUGAUUUCAACAUAUCUUUACUAUGACCACCAAAUUGUUUGCACCCAGGGACUCAUGGCAACUGGCAGCAGCAGCAGCGGCGCUGGCAGGAGCAGUCCAAGCCAGCUCCGCCGCCUGCUGCAGGUGAGCGAGGCGAGUGCCAAACGCAUGCAGGCGGUGGCUGAUCUUCUGCUGUUGGCCUCCGAGAUCCGGCCCGUGCUGUCAGGCCCGGCCGAGGGCCCUGGUGCCGAGGCCGCCGAGCCGCACGCGGAGCAGCUCGCGUACGAACGCUGCAGGGAGUCCAUCGCACUGUGCGCCAAGAACCUGGAGAUCCUCAUCUUCGAUGUGCAGACGCAUCUCUACAUGGGUCGCUACGCCCAGGUGUGUGACAGCUUAGCCAGCACGGCUGAGCUGGUGGUGGCCUUGACCGAGCGCGCUGCGCACGCCGGCUACCUGGCUGCCACGGGCACCGCUGGCUCUCAGCCAGCGGGGCCUGGUGCCCUGGACCGCUACGGCCUGUGCCGGGCCCACUUGGAGCUGGAGCGAAGCUGGACGAGGCUCCGAGACACCCCCGUAUGCGAGCUCAACUCGCGCGAGCUCAUGGACGUCUCCACCAGCAUUUCCAGGAACCUCAGGAUGCUCUCGGAGCCCUGCCUGGCUGCCAGCGAGCAAGUGGAUGAGCCUUUUGUCAGAGAGCAGCUCCGACUGGGAAUUAAGUGCGUGACGUCAAGCGCCACGGCCCUCAUUGCCUGCAUCAGGGCUUUCAAGGAGCAGCCGGGCGAGCUGAGCCACCGGCGCUGCGUGCUCUUCGGCGCCCCUCUCCUCGAGUCCGUGCAGGCGCUGCUGGGGCUCUGCGCCGAGCCAGUCCUGCAGGGCUCUGGGGCGGUGCUGAGUCCUCAGGGCCGUGCCAUUCACACGUCGGUGCUGGCUGGGGCCAUGAGCGUUGUGGCCGCCUGCGUGCUGCUGUGCCGGGGAGUGCGAGGAGUGGCCCAGCAGCCCGACGGCCGGCGGCUGCCAGAGCUGCGGCACAAGCUGCAAGGCGCGGCGUGCGCGGCUUCCCACGGCUGCACGCUGCUCUUGCACGCACUGCGAGAUGCCUUGCAGCCCACAAGUAUGGACGCAAAUGGGAUCAACCUUCUGUGAAGUCAGUGGUUGGAGUAGCUCCCAACGGAAACCAAUGACGCUGCUUUUUUCGUCACGUUAAACUACAACGCAGGAAUUUGUAGAGCCACAUGGUAUCAUCGCCAAUGCCUCUGUAGAUUUCUCUGUUAAGUAAGCACUCUUACUCUUGUAGAUUUUGGGACGCCUCUCAUAGAAAAGUAUCAAAAUGAAGAAUAACAAAUACUUAAUGGGUGUAGGAUGCAUUCAGAGGAUGAUACACAGGAGGAGUAGAGAUGCCACAGAUUCAUGUCCUAACAUAUAGUUUGAGCAUUUUGUGGUAGUUGAACCCUACAUUUAUACAUCAAAUAUACUAAUGGCGUAAAUGUCACAGUGUAAAGGUUUUGACCAAACACAACCUCCUUGGAUAGAGAUUGUUCUUGGCACGGCCACUGGUAAGCCAGAAAACAGGCCGAGAGGAUUUGGCCGAGACGAUUUGUAGGAUGCUGGAGCAUGGGAAGAAGCCAUGCACGCAGAUAACAUCACACAACUCAAAUCACAGAUACCCAAGCAGCAGUGACGACAAAACCAAAACACGACUCUACAUGUCAGGUUACACGGGCACUUGGCUACGACCAACCACACAUCAGCCCACACCUAUUGUAUGAGGUGGCCAGAAUAGAGCAAGUGGAUCUGUACUCUUGUCUGUAUGAAUGAUGACUUUUCCCCUUGCAUGUGGAGCGACGCAGAUUGGAGACGGUGAUACUUGGAGGCACUUCUUUAUUAACUAAGCACCAUCGGGAUAUAUACACACUCUACGUGGGUGUACACUAUUAUAAUUAAGACCGUCUCUUGUCGGCGGCACUACUUAUUUAGAACAGUUGGUAGGCUAAAUUUUGAUUUAAAGCUUUCGUGACUGCAGGGAUUCAUAUUCUUGGUUCUUUCGGUAAAGUCACGUAGAAGGGAAACAAUAAAAGAACCAAGAAUAUAUAGUUGGUAGGCUGUCUGACUAACAGCGCCCUGGGAUGGUGAAGAUGGUGACGACGACGAGAUGGUGACGACGAUGAUCUUGAAAAGCACGACGGGGAUUCCACUUCCAGCAACAGCCCCGAGCUCCGGCUCAGGGCCCCCUCUUAUACUCCCAGCGUGGCCUCGCUCCGCCCCGGCCACACCCCCUUUCUGGAACCUCCUAGCCGGUUCCCGGGGCUUCCCGAUGGGCCCCUUCUGUGACCUUUCCCCUAGAUCAGGGGUGGGUAAAUUUUUUGACUCGCGGGCCACAAUGGGUUCUAAAAUUUGACAGAGGGGCCGGGCCAGGAACAGAUGGAUGGAGU
Molecule: messenger RNA, 3088 nt
Organism: Petromyzon marinus (sea lamprey)
Lineage: Eukaryota; Metazoa; Chordata; Hyperoartia; Petromyzontiformes; Petromyzontidae
Product: talin rod domain-containing protein 1
Molecular function (GO): actin binding
Source: RefSeq, a predicted model, not a curated record